Messenger RNA from Zingiber officinale, 916 nucleotides. Its product is annotated as cytochrome b561 and DOMON domain-containing protein At5g48750-like. The record is from RefSeq and is a predicted model, not a curated record. The transcript has 2 exons. Lineage: Eukaryota; Viridiplantae; Streptophyta; Magnoliopsida; Zingiberales; Zingiberaceae. Bases 124 to 738 code for a protein of 204 amino acids.
GCCUCUACUCUCCGCGCUCCUCGCGCCUCUAAUCUUUGCCUCCUUCUCACCGCCUUUCCGCCAUCUUCUUCUUCGUGGCUCAACCUCCGAAUCAUUCAGGCGAUUAAUCCGUCAGGCGGUGUAAUGAUCGAGUACCAGACCCUAAUCACCUUCCGCCAGACCGACAACACGAUGGGGGUGAAGACCUACAACAUCACCAAGUACGAACCCAUCUCCGAGGGUCCGAUCGUGUACGAGACGUCGGAUUUGGUGACAGAGUUCGCCGAUGGUGUGGUGCGGAUGCUCAGGAAGGUGAAGCUACCCAAGGGGACAACGAUGGUGAACCAGGUGUGGCAGAUGGAGGCAAAGGUCAUGGAUGGUGUGCCCCAGAAGGACAAUUUCAAGCCUUUGAAGUCGAUGGGGAAGGUGGAUCUCCUCAGUAGAGGAAUCUCCGCCACUGGGUCUUCAACAUCCAGAAGCAAAAUUGUGAGUGAGAUUUUAGCGAUUUCCAUCUUGUUAUUUACUCAAAAACUCCUCUCUGGUAGCAAAAAUAACUUCUUAGGGUUCAUCGUCGCUGUCAUCUUGUGCACUGAUCUUGGGGGAAUUUGUGGGCGAGCUCAGCUAUUUCAUACCGCCACGACGCCAUCCGGAGAUCUAAAUCUGCAGCUUGGAGAUUUCGUUUCAGGCGAUGUUUCUUACUCCUUUUCACUUUCUAUUUUGAUUUCAUCCAUUCGUUUUGAUCCAUGUGCUUUUGAUUGAGGAAAGUGGCGAUGGGUGCGAGCGAAAUGCUUGUCAAAAUCUAUCCUCAGGAACUCAGGAAUCAUCUACCAAGAUCAACAUGCGAUUUCAUAGUUACUACACAAGCAUCAAAGGACACCCCAUCUAAUAUGCAGUUAAAAGAUAAGUUCCUGAUUUAGACCACAGUUGUUCCUAUGGU